AUGACUUGUCCAGCCCCGCCCGCCACCAGUCGCUAUGGGCCCGACCCCAAUAGCCACCCUGACCAAAAAGAAUUAUCCAACAUUAUCAGUAACCUAGACUCCGGCUCUGACGGCAACGCUCCCUUUGUUAUUGGUACCGAUGGUGUUCUCCGAACUCUGACACCAGACUGCGACGUGAUAGACGCUAUUGGUCUUCCACCCCGAUUGAUCAAAGCUUUUCUCGAUCGAACCACAUUUGACCAGGGGAUAGAAGAUAUGUUUCGCGGAGCGGAUGGAACGAAAGUAUCCCAGAGACAAUGGUGGAAGCCAGAUCCAUCGUUGUUACCGCCGCCGAUGACGGCAGAGGAAAAAGCACAGGCCGAAAAGGACUAUGAGGAGAAUAAGGAAAUAAUUCAGGAGAAUAUUAGGAAAAUGGAAAGUGGUGAGCUGAAACCAUGCGGGGUUAUUAUUCGGUCGGAUUAUGAUAUCAGUCCUAGGUAG
This is a messenger RNA of Aspergillus nomiae NRRL 13137, 480 nucleotides long. RefSeq lists its product as uncharacterized. The coding region runs from base 1 to 480 and encodes 159 amino acids. The transcript has a single exon. Lineage: Eukaryota; Fungi; Ascomycota; Eurotiomycetes; Eurotiales; Aspergillaceae. The record is from RefSeq and is a predicted model, not a curated record.